This is a messenger RNA of Xiphophorus hellerii (green swordtail), 4020 nucleotides long. It is a transcript of the gene lingo2, whose product is annotated as leucine rich repeat and Ig domain containing 2. Gene Ontology annotation, cellular component: plasma membrane. The coding region runs from base 1181 to 2998 and encodes 605 amino acids. The transcript is spliced from 6 exons. The record is from RefSeq and is a predicted model, not a curated record. NCBI's taxonomy places the organism in Eukaryota, Metazoa, Chordata, Actinopteri, Cyprinodontiformes, Poeciliidae. Gene Ontology annotation, molecular function: protein binding.
GAGAACGAGCAGCUCGUCUCAUUCCGCCGCUUCCUCAGCAUCGCAGAGGAGCGAGCCGCAGAAAACACAAACUGGAGAGAAAGAAAGGAUCAAAUCCACUGAUGAAGGAGGAUACUAUGGAAAAGAAGAUAUAAUCCAGGCUCACUGGCAUCCACUGUCACAUGUCACAGCUUUGGUGGAGGUGCGUGAAAGUUUCCAUCCUUAAAAGAGAGGAGGGGGGACACCCUCCUCUUGAUGUGGGGAUGAAGAGCAGAUGCUGAAUUUCCCUCUGAAGGCAGGAGAAGAGCUGCUGAACAGAGGAUUCGCUGCACUGGAGCUGCUAGUUUCUCCUGUUUUCCUCCUGCUCAGUUUUUCCCUUCACCAUUCUUUCAGAAGAAUACAUGACAUUACUUCACCGUGUCAGGCUGGAAUAUCACAGUGGAAAUAGUCUCCAACCAGGAAAGUAUAAGGGAGUGGAUUAUACACAGGUUGAGUGAAGGACAUGUUUCCCAGUAAAAGUAAGUUGUGAUCAGAAGAAGCUCUAAAUGUGGUUCUGAUUCUGAGACUCUGAGGAUUUUCACCUUUUCUGUGGAGCAGCACUGAGCUCUCCGACGGCUUAUCUUGGACUAUUGGAGUUUGGAUAAUAUUGGAAGAGUAACUCUGCACGUGGAGCUGUCGACUCUUUCUCCUGGAAAGAAGCAGAAAUGUUCUUCACCUUCAUACGUGAGAUAUUUUCAGUUGGAUCUUUGACUGGACUUUGACUAGGCCUGCAGUUGACUCUGCUUUGAUGGAAGCCAUCUCUGGCUGUACGUUCAGCGUCGUCCUGCUGGAAGGUUGCCGUUCACCACCGCCUCAGGUUUUCUUCCAGGACGGCAUGUUCUUUAGCUCCACCCAUCAACUCAGCCUUCCUGACCCUGCAUCCCCACAGCAUGAUUCAACCACCACCGUGUUUGAUCCAGAGAAUGGAUAUGAAGCCUGGCAGUAAGUGACCUGUGAAUAGAGUCACUCUGGGGAUUUUCUAAAGGACUUCUUCAUUCUGUAACAUUGUUGGAACAUCGGACGUUACAAAGACCAGGAGAUAAAAGAGCAAAAGUGGAAGCAGAAACAGCAGAAGAAGAGAGAGAAGAACAGAGCAUGGCUGAGAGGAUGAUUGCUUCUGAAAGUGAACCGUGACAGAACGGUGGACUGUCUGAACAAAGUCAUGCUGCACGCGGUCGUCUCCUGCUGGCAGCCAUUCCUUGGACUGGUACUAGUGGCUGCCUUUGUGGGCUCUUCUUUAGGAUGUCCCUCACGCUGCGAGUGCUCGGCCCAGACCAAGGCCGUCGUCUGUCACCGCAAGCGAAUGCCCACCAUCCCAGACGGCAUCCCGACCGAGACCAGGAUCCUGGACCUGAGUAAAAACAAGCUGACAAUGAUCAACCCUGAUGACUUUAUUAACUUCCCUGGGCUGGAGGAACUGGACCUCAGUGGGAAUCUGAUCAGCUACGUCGAGCCUGGAGCUUUUAACGCCUUGUUUAACAUGCACUCACUCAGCCUAAAGAGCAACCGCAUCAAGCUCAUCCCUCUGGGGGUUUUCACAGCCCUGACAAAUCUAACCCAACUGGAUAUCAGUGACAACAAGAUCGUCAUUCUUUUGGAUUAUAUGUUCCAGGAUUUACAUAAUCUGAGGUCUUUGGAAGUGGGAGACAACGACCUGGUUUAUAUUUCUCACCGUGCGUUCAGUGGACUCCUGAGCCUGGAGGAAUUAACCUUAGAACGAUGCAACCUUACAGUUGUACCCACCGAGGCGCUCUCUCACCUGCACAACCUGGUCAGCCUUCAUCUCCGUUACCUCAGCAUUAGCACUUUGCAUCCGUACUCCUUCAAAAAGCUGUUCCGGCUUCGGCAUUUAGAAAUCGAUAACUGGCCUUCACUGGACCACGUGCCAGUGAAUACCCUGCAUGGCCUGAACCUGACCACAUUGUUCAUAACCAACACCAACUUAUCCUCUUUCCCUUACCAAGCCCUGAAGCACCUUCCCUACCUGACCCACCUCAACCUGUCCUUCAACCGGAUCCGCCACAUCGAAGGAGGGAUGCUGAUGGAGCUGGUUCGGUUGCGAGAGUUGCAUCUAGUGGGAGCUCAGCUGACCACCAUCGAUCCGCACGCCUUUCAUGGCCUAUGGGGUCUCAAGGUGCUCAACGUCUCCCACAACCGCCUGGACACCCUGGAAAAGGGCGUGUUCCACUCCCCCGAGGCUCUGGAGGUCCUUCUGAUCAACAACAACCCCUUGGUGUGUGACUGUCGUCUCAUGUGGAUCCUGCAGAAAAAGCACUCCAUUUUGUUUGGAGACUCGCAGCCAGAAUGCAGCACACCCGAGGGGAUCCGUGGUCGGCCUUUCAAGGAGUUCAAGGAGGCGCUCCUGUCUUACUACGUAACAUGCACCAAGCCAAAAAUCCGCGAGAAUAAAACCCAAACAAUUACUGUGGAUGAGGGCCAGCAGGCAAUGCUGCGCUGCAGCGCCGAAGGGACGCCGAGGCCGAGCGUGUCGUGGCUGUCCCCACGUCGACGAGUACUGACGAGUCGGAACCACGGACGACUGACGGUGCACAACAAUGGCACAUUAGAGAUCAAGUCUGCAGAGAUACAAGACAGUGGCGUGUACCUCUGCCUGGCCUCCAACACUGCUGGAAAUGACACCCUGAUGGCUUCAUUAGCGGUGAAAAGUCUGGGGUCGCUGUACGCCAACAGGACCCAGCAUUACACAGACCCUAACAACGGCACUGCCAACGAAACUGCCAACAUUUCCCUUGGUCUGGACCUGAAGACUAUUUUAGUGUCCACUGCUAUGGGCUGCUUCACCUUCCUGGGAGUGGUCUUGUUUUGCUUCCUGCUCCUGUUCGUGUGGAGCAGAGGAAAAGGAAAACAUAAAAACAACAUCGAUGUUGAAUAUGUACCUCGGUCAAAGUCCAACGGUACUAAUGUCGAUUCAGCCGAGGGACAGGCUGGUCCGCGGCGUUUUAACAUGAAAAUGAUGUAAGUUAUAAAUACAUAUAUAGAAGCGAGACGGAAGAGGACGGGAUUGUGGACACAGCUGGAGUAUAAAGUAUUUUUUUGAAAAUAGAAUGACAGAAUGAAAGUGGUUGUGAAACUUUGUAGACUAUCUAGCAUAAAGGGACAUUCUGUAAAUCACUGGAUUGAUGCCGAGAUUCAGCAGCGAAAAGCACAUUACACGUCUUACAUAACUGCCAGCUGGCGACUUCUCAGAAGAGGCAUGGAAACAGUUGUUGCCAUGGGGACCUAAAGGCAAAAGGUGUCAUGUAUUAACUUUUUGAAAUUUGUAUGUACAAAAAGAAGCCCUUAGUUUUGGGUUGACUACAGACUCGUCUACACAAUGUACAGUAUGAAUUUGUAUCUAAGCUAUUAACCUACUUUGUUUAGUCCUGCGCCAUGCUUAUUCACUGAACAAUGAAAGACACCAUGAGUUCUUCUGUUCAGUAUGUUUACUGAAUGCUUCAUUAUGUACCUGUGUGGAUAUUCAUUCAACAGAACUAUUCAUAGCAAUAUUCAUGGGAUACAUUAGCCAAAACUGUAACCCCAAUGUUCUGCAAGAACGAGUUUCCAUUGAUUUAGGAAGGGCUUCUCCUCUAUGGCUGAGUUUCUGUCCCUGUCCCCCGAUUGCCACCUGGAUAAUAUGAAACAUAUAGAAUUUACUAAUAAUAAAUAUUUAUGGAAAAUGUUGAUAAUUUUGCAAAAGCCAACGCUCUAACACUGUUCAGGACCUAACACGAACCUCUGAUCAUCCUGAAAACGGCCUAGUCCAGGUCACAAACCACCUUUUUGUCCUAUUUUUGUCUUUUUUUACUUUAACUGUACCUUUGCUGGUUGGCUAACUACAUGUGUCAAUUUUACAAAAGUGACAUCUGCAUCAUUUUCCCCUGUAGAAAAUUUGGACUUUGUUGUGGUAGUUCUUCAUUUUGUUGUUGAAUCAUAUAGAUUGUAAAAACUACAAAAAGUAAAAGUUGAAAAAAUGUAUGUGAAAUAAAUGAAUAUGUAUUUGUA